AUGGAGACGAACACUGGUAAAAUCGCGAGGGCACGGCCACGGCCGGAGAUCGGCUACGAGGACAGGCUCAGCUCCUUACCCGACCAAAUCAUCUCCCACAUUCUCUCCUUUAUGGAAACCAAGUACGCCGUCGGCACCGCAGUUCUCAGCAGACGUGACGACGAGUUCGAAACAGACGGCGACAUAGAUGAUGAUGACUCUGACAACAUUAAUGACGAGAUCGACAGCGAAGAUGAUGCCAGCGACAGUGAAGAGGAUUCUCUUUGA
This is a messenger RNA of Linum tenue, 267 nucleotides long. The record is from the annotation of a GenBank genome assembly. NCBI's taxonomy places the organism in Eukaryota, Viridiplantae, Streptophyta, Magnoliopsida, Malpighiales, Linaceae.